AUGCAAUUUGUUACUUCUUGUAAAACUUGUGAUCGCUGCCAACGUUAUGAGAAACUGAAAACCCAAGCUCCGGAGCUUAAAUCAAUUAAAGUAAACAAGGCAUUAGAAUUGGUUGGAAUGGAUCUUAUUGGUAUGCUUCUAAAGAUACUUAAAUUCAACUUCACACCUUAAAUCAUGUGAAUGAAUUUGUGACAAAUCUGUUUUUGAAAUAUUAGUUUUUGGUAAAUCUGUAACUCAAAUGCCAAAUAGAAUACAUACGUGUUAGAAUACUUAAGGUGGCUCGAUAUAGUUAUCACGAAAACCCUGCUCAAGAAUCGCGAACUCAAAACCGGGUGACCAUUUUUACGCGCAGGUCGCGGAAACUGAUUAACAAAAUGACAGAACUUCCAAAAUGACCUGACGUAAGCAGCUGCUCGCGCCAUCUCACGUCAUUUCGCAUGUUCUAUAUAGCGUUUUAUGUCAAUUGCUGACGUCAUUAGAAUUUUCCAUUUUAGAAAAACAAUGCGCUAUAUCUCUUUAUUUUGUCUGGUGACCUAUGUUCAAAUUUUGCAUGCUGUAUUUCACCGCUAAAAACUUUCAUUAUACAAAAAAUAAAAAAAUUCUGUAAUGCCAAAAAAAUUUUACCGAAGAAUAUGACAUUUUCGCAUUUUCCAAAAAAAUGGCAUUACAGAAUUUUUUUAUAUUUUGGUAAUUGUUAGCUUUUCGUCCAAGUACAAUAAUGCAAGGAAAAAAAUUGGGGGUCACCAUGCUUCUUUUCCAACUAUACGAGACGAAAGGCCAUUUUGGAGUGUAUUUUGUACACGUAUGUCGUCAUAGCAACGAACUAUCUGUUACUAAAACUAAUAUAAUUUGAAAGUAGAGAUAUCGAAAUAUAGAAAAAACCCAAUAUCUGCUGAAUAUAUUCUAAAAAUGCAUAGUGUUGAACACCUGAAUUUUUGAAAACUGUAUCGAGCCACCUUAAGUAUUUCUAGACGUUGAUCUUAAUAUAAUUAUAUCUAUUUUUAUUAAAGAUUGUCAAAUUAUUUUUGUUAUAUUUUCAAGGGCCUCUUCCUACUACUGAU
Molecule: messenger RNA, 1061 nt
Organism: Paramuricea clavata
Lineage: Eukaryota; Metazoa; Cnidaria; Anthozoa; Malacalcyonacea; Plexauridae
Source: the annotation of a GenBank genome assembly